This is a messenger RNA of Rhinichthys klamathensis goyatoka, 1584 nucleotides long. RefSeq names its product zinc finger protein 501-like. The record is from RefSeq and is a predicted model, not a curated record. The transcript has 3 exons. Lineage: Eukaryota; Metazoa; Chordata; Actinopteri; Cypriniformes; Leuciscidae. The coding region runs from base 223 to 1575 and encodes 450 amino acids.
GAGCUGAAAAUUUCACCAGUUGAGGCUGAAAGUGACGCUGUUAACGGUCGUGAAUUAAGGACAAAUGUGGAAUAUUUUCUUCGGAUGCCGUAUAUUUCCAGUCUGCAGAUCGGGUGUCCAUCCCACAACAAUUCACCAAUAAAUACUGGGAAUUUUCCCAUCAUCCUACAAGAGAAGGACAAACUCCAGGAGUAGCAGCUGAAAUCUGCGUGACUGUUAAAGAUGGAGUUUAUUAAAGAGGAGAUUGAAGACAUGAGUUAUCCAGAACCAUCCAGAAUAAAACAUGAAGAUACUGAGGAACAAAUAGAUCGGAUGGAAGUGAAAGAAGAAAGACAAGAACUGGAGGAAUUUAAGGAGGAACAUCAUGACUUUAAAUUUCAAGAAUCAAAAGCCAAAAAGCUGCACACCUGCACUCGGUGUGGAAAGAGUUUCUGUCAAAAAGGAAACCUUAACACACACAUGAGAAUUCACACUGGAGAGAAACCGUAUCCAUGCUUUCAAUGUGGAAAGAGUUUUUCUCAAGCAUCAGGUCUCAGUAUUCAUCGGCAGGUUCACUCUGGAGGAAAACCAUUUAACUGUGAUCAGUGUGGUAAAGGUUUUAAUUCACCAUCAGAUCUAAAACUACAUCUGUUAGUUCAUUCAGGUGAGAAGCCUUAUGCAUGUUCUCUCUGUGGAAAGAGUUAUGCAAGGCUUAACAGUUGUAAACAGCACCAGAAAACACAUAAUGAAGUGAGAGAUCAUGUGUGUUGUGACUGUGGGAAGAGCUAUACUACAUCUGAAUAUCUUAAACAGCACCAAAGAAUUCAUACUGGAGAAAAACCUUACAAGUGCUCAUAUUGUGACAAGAGUUUCACUCAUUCUGAAUCUCUGAAAUCACACGAGCGAGUUCAUACUGGAGAGAAGCCGUACUACUGUACUGAGUGUGAGAAAAGUUUCAAAGAUUCAACAGGUUUGAGACAACAUCUGCUUAUUCAUUCUGGAGAAAAACCAUUUAACUGUGAUCAGUGUGGUAAAGUUUUUAAUUCAUCAUUAAAUCUGAAAAAACACCUCAUAGUUCAUUCAGAUGAGAAGCCUUAUGUGUGUUCUCUCUGUGGAAAGAGUUUUUCACGGCUGGAAUGUUGUAAACGGCACCAGAAAACACAUAAUGAAGUGAAAGAUCAUGUGUGUUGUGACUGUGGGAAGAGCUUUACUAGAGCUGGUGAACUGAAACUGCACCAAAGAGUUCAUACUGGAGAAAGACCUCACAAGUGCUCAUAUUGUGACAAGAGUUUCACUCAGUUGGGACAACUAAAAUCACAUGAGCGAGUUCAUACUGGAGAUAGACCUUACAAGUGCUCAUAUUGUGACAAGAGUUUCACUCAGUUGGGAACACUGAAUUUACAUAAGCGACUUCAUACUGGAGAAAAACCUCACAAGUGCUCAUAUUGUGACAAGAGUUUCACUCAGUUGGGACAACUGAAAUCACAUGAGCGAGUUCAUACUGGAGAGAAGCCGUACCACUGUACUGAGUGUGGAGAGAGUUUUAGACAUUCAUGUCGUUUUCUCAGUCACAUGAAGAAAUAUCAUAAGUUGUGACAGUGAGCA